AUGUCUGAUCCAGGACCUGCUAUAGACGCCAUUGAAGUUGAAGGUAAGAGCUCAGCUAAUAAAGCAUUAAGCGCGAAAGAAACCCCCCUUCUCGACAAUCGCAAAGAUAAUUAUAUCAAAGCCAAUGGCAAUAGUAAAGUACUCCCUGUCAAAGGUAAAUCGGCGCGAACACGCGGCUCUCGUAGAGUAGUAACUGAAACGAUUGGUUACAAUUGUCAAACGUGUGAAUCGGUUGAUACUAAUCAAAUGGUACAGUGCGAUGCCUGCGAUGGUUGGCAUCAUUUCGAUUGCGUGGGUGUCGAUGAUCGAGUUGAGGAUAGAUCGUGGCGGUGUUUGAAGUGCGUUACGGUUGUGAAGAAACGAGUAUCCAAGCGAUCGAAGGCGGAAAAAGUGGAUAAAAAGGCUUCAACUUCCGUGAAGGGAGAUACAGCGGUAGAUGGAUUCACGAAGAAGCAACCAGAUGCCGUGAAACAGUACAAACAACAGGAGGAGAGUAAUCAACAGUCUAAGUCUCCAGAGUCGAUAUCCGUGAUGUCGUAUACGUCUAGAAAAUCUACUAGACUUCAACUAGAGUUACAGCUGCGAAAACUAGAUGCAGAGAAGUCGCUACUGGAAGAGAAAAAGAAGCUGAUUGACAAAAAAUACAGCGUUCUACAAGAGUUAGCGGAACUUGAAGAUGAAGAUGGUAAAACCGACUCAGUAGAUGGUGUUUCCAAGGUGGAGGAUUGGCUACGCGACGGAGUAGAUAAUAAUACAGACGAGACGGCGGAUUCAAACGAGGACUAUCUUAGGACUGAUAUGAAAGAUGAUACCGACGAGAAAGAGCAACAAGAUCCACCAUCCAGUGACAAGGAUUUUGAGCCAACGCAACGUUCGACUCCUAAAACUGUCCCACGAAGGCAGGAGAAGAAAAUUGGUAUCCGUGGUAAUCAACUGAAUUUCAGCCUGACUCGAAACCAGCUCGCGGCCCGCCAAGUUGUUGCCAGAGAUCUGCCCAUAUUCUCCGGAAAUCCAGAAGAGUGGCCAAUUUUCUUUUCCACUUUUGAGAGUACAACGCAAAUGUGCGGGUACACCAACGAUGAAAAUAUGAUUCGUCUAAGAAGCUGUCUAAAGGGAGAUGCAUUCGCCGCAGUAAAGAGCUUUCUACUUCAUCCGUCGACAGUGAAUAGAGCAAUGGGUGCACUUAAAUUGAGAUUUGGCCAGCCAAGGUUUGUCGUUCAUUCGUUAAAAGAGAAAAUUUUGGCAAUGCCCCCGGUAAAACCGGACUCACUGAAUAAAAUGAUUGAUUUUGCUCUGUCGGUACAAAACCUUGAAGCUACAAUCGAUGCGUGUGGCCAAAGCGAGCUUAAGCGAGAUUCAUCCCUGAUAAACGACCUGAUUGGCAAACUUCCAGUCACGAUGAAGCUAGAAUGGGCCAGGCAUACUAGAUGCUUGCGAAAAAUUACGUUAGCAGGUUUCAGUAAAUGGAUUUAUGACAUGGCUGAGGAUGCUUGUUUGGUAGCUGAACCAGUUAGGAAUCAGGAAACGACCCAAUAUCCCGAUUCUCGCAAAAAGCCAAAGGCUUUCUUGAAUGCCCAUAUCGACCAGCAGAAUUGGAAGAAAGAAGGCCAACAAGCAUCCGGUGCUUCCAAGCAAAAAACGCCUGUGUACCAGUGUAUAGUAUGCAAAGGAGUUUGCGCUUCAUUCGCAAAGUGUAAAAGGUUUCUGGAUUUGUCAUAUGACGGAAGAUGGGCAGCCAUCCGAGAGGCUAGAGUCUGCCGGAAAUGUUUGAAGCAGCACAACGGAGGAUGUGAAUCAAAGGAAUGUGGAGUAAAUGGAUGUACCUACAAGCAUCAUCCCUUGCUACACAAAGAGCUGAAUGCAGAUACGUCACCGAUUACUAAACCGAAGCGUGAAGAGCAGUCGUGUAACGCCCAUCAGACUUGUUCAAGCUCUAUUUUGUUCCGGUACAUUCCGGUCGUGAUUUACGGUAAUGGAACUGUGAUGCAUUGCUAUGCCUUUCUGGACGAUGGAUCCUCGAAGACUUUUAUGGAUGAGGAGCUGGCGAAGGAGUUAAAUCUCUCUGGUGAACGCCGCCCAUUAUGCCUCAAAUGGACCGGAGGCAUGCACCGUUCGGAAGAUGAUUCACACAGCGUUAAAUUCCAAAUCUCUGGUUUGAGAGGAAAACGAUUCCUUUUUGAGGACGUUCGGACAGUGAAAGAACUUCAAUUGCCGUAUCAAACGCUCAACCUGGAACAGUUACAGACGGAAUACAAUUAUUUGAAAAGAGUUCCAGUGCAAUCUUAUCGAGAUGUUCGGCCACGUCUUCUAAUAGGUGUUCAACACGCGAAUGCUACACUUGUACGGAAAAGUCGUGAAGGCAAACCAGGUGAUCCGAUAGCUGUUAAAACUAAUCUCGGAUGGACAAUCUACGGAGGGGCUCCAAGUGAUCAGCCUAUGAACAUGGUUCACUAUACGUAUCAUGUUUCCUGCUGUGAAAAUGAGACCGAACAGAUUACUGACAUGGAUAUGAACCAUGCCAUGAAGGAGUAUUUCUCAUUGGAAAGUCUUGGCAUCAUGUCACCGGCUAAGCAGAUUCGUUCCCUCGAAGAUGAUCGUGCGUUAAGCCUCUUGCGAGAGCGCACUCAUUUCAACGGAGACAGGUAUGAAACAGGACUGCUCUGGAAGCACGAUAAUGUGAGAUUACCUGACAAUAAAACAAUGGCGCAAAAACGUUUCAACCAUCUUGAACGGCGAUUGGCCAAGGAUCCUGAUCUGGCACGGUUAGUUAAAGAGAAACUUAUAGACUACAUUGCCAAAGGCUAUGUACGUAAGCUGACCACCGACGAACUGGCAGAAACUCACGAACGCACCUGGUAUUUACCGUUCUUUCCGGUAACAAACCCGAAUAGGCCGGGGAAGAUCAGACUCGUCUGGGAUGCAGCAGCUACGACAUGUGAAAUAUCGCUGAAUUCUGCUUUGCUCACUGGUCCAGAUCUGCUUACACCGUUGGUACACGUUCUCUACAAUUUUCGAGCGAGACGCUUCGCGAUAUGCGGAGACAUACGCGAAAUGUUCCACCAGGUAGCUAUGAGCAAAGAAGAUCAACAUAGUCAGCGUUUUUUCCUGCGGGAUGAAGUGGAACUUGAGGAACCCAGUACGUUCGUUAUGCAGGUUAUGACCUUCGGUGCUUCCUGUUCUCCAGCAAUUGCGCAAUUCGUAAAAAACAUGAAUGCAGAACGAUUUUGUAAUCAGUAUCCUGCUGCUGCGAGAGCAAUCAUACGUUGCACGUACGUCGACGAUAUGCUGAGUAGUACUGAAACGGAACAGGAAGCAAUCGAGCUGGCAAGGUCUGUCUGGUUUGUUCACAAAAGCGGUGGAUUUGAAAUUCGGAAUUGGAUGUCUAACUCGCCAGCAGUUCUAAAUGCACUUUGUGGCGAUCAAGCUACUGAGAAAAGCCUCGAGCUAUCGUCAGCCUUAGCGACUGAGAAAGUGCUUGGCAUGUGGUGGUGCACGAAGUCUGACUGUUUCACCUAUAAGUUGAAUUGGACGAGGUUUGGAAAAGAUCUGUUGGGCGGCAAGUGUUUUCCCACGAAGCGCGAAGUACUGCGCAUCAUGAUGUCCAUCUACGAUCCAUUGGGCCUAAUUUCUCAUUACCUCAUGUACCUAAAGGUAUUAUAUCAAGAAAUCUGGCGCACAGGCGUUGGAUGGGACGAGAAGAUUGAUCAAAGGUGCUUUGAUAAAUGGCAGUCGUGGCUGAAACUUCUACCUGACAUCGAGCAUUUGGAAAUACCGCGAUGCUAUAGGCGCAAAAUAUCAAUAGAUAAACAAACAGCAAUACAACUACACACCUUCGUUGAUGCCAGCGAAAAUGGCAUGGCAGCCGUGGCGUAUCUACGUUUCGAGAAUACCGACACAGUGGAAUGUUCGUUAGUUACCGCAAAGACCCGUGUAGCUCCACUCAAAUAUACCACCAUUCCUAGAUUGGAGCUGCAAGCAGCGCUCAUUGGUGCCAGAUUGGCGAAUUCUGUCAUACAAGGACUAGAUUUCAAAGUAUCUCGAUGCGCCUUCUGGACAGAUUCAAGAAACGCUCUAUCUUGGAUAUGCGCAGAUCACCGUAAGUACAGCCAAUUUGUGGCUGCUCGCGUUAGUGAGAUUUUAGAUCUGACGAACGCAUCGGAUUGGAAAUGGGUUUCUACUAAAUGGAACGUAGCAGAUGACGGAACCAAGUGGCAACGACGUCCUUCCUUUGUUAAUCAGAGUAGAUGGUUUCAAGGUCCCGAAUUUCUUUGGCGACGACAAGACGAAUGGCCCGCUACACCCGCUGAAACUGCCGAAACUUCCGAAGAGUUACGAGUCAACAUACACAUUCACUACACAUCAAUAAAAGUGGAGUUUCCAGUGAACAAUUUCCGCGAUUGGAAGCGACUGACUCGCACAACUGCAUAUAUCUUCCGCUUCCUUCGUAACGCUCAACCGAACAAAUAUACUAGACUUAGCAACGGCUUAACAAGCGAUGAAAUUCGUGGAGCAGAAACAUUUCAUAUUCGCGCUGCACAGCAGGCUAAGUUUCCUGAAGAGUACUCCACACUUCGUCAGAAAGGUAAAGACGCAUCGCUUCUUAAACGAAGCAUCUUAUUCAAAUUGUCCCCCUAUAUCGACGAAAAAGGGCUACUACGUAUGGCAGGGAGAAUAGGGGCAUGCGAAUAUGUUUCACCAGACACGAUCAAUCCUAUCAUCCUUCCUCGCGACCACCCGGUAACACAUCUAUUCAUACGGAGCUAUCACGACAAAUUUCACCAUCACAAUCAUGAAUCGGUUAUCAACGAAAUUCGUCAAAGGUUUUGCGUUAGUCGACUGCGCCGAGUGUACGCCAAAGUUAGACGUGAUUGUCAGCACUGUAAUUUGAAAGAUGCUCGUCCCCGUCCUCCAGCAAUGGCAGAUCUUCCUCCGUGCAGACUUGCCGCGUUCGUUCGACCGUUUACUCACACCGGAAUAGACUAUUUUGGUCCAAUGGAAGUGUCUAUUGGUAGAAGAGUCGAGAAGAGGUGGGGGGUUCUCUUAACAUGUCUCACUAUACGCGCCGUCCAUAUUGAAUUAGCUAGCUCUUUAACCACUAACUCAUGCAUAAUGGCCAUAAGAAAUUUCAUAGCUCGUCGUGGAACUCCAGCUGUAUUUUACAGUGAUAGAGGUACCAACUUCAUCGGCUCCGAGCGGGAGCUUAAGCAAUCGUUGGAGGCCAUUGACAAAAAUAAAAUGGCACAGGAGUUUGUUAGUUCUAGUACCGUAUGGAGUUUUAAUCCACCAGCCACGCCCCACAUGGGGGGGAGCUGGGAGAGGCUCGUCCAGUCUGUUAAACGCACCUUAUCGGAAAUAAAACUGUCUACAAGACCGACAGACGAGGAGCUUAAGAACGCGCUGAUGGAGGUUGAGGCAAUCCUCAACGCGCGACCACUCACGCACGUGGCAAUCGAAGAUGAGGCGGCACCUGCACUUACCCCAAAUCACUGGUUAUUGGGAUCGUCUGAUGGAUCAAAACCGUGGUCUCUGCUGGACAGUAAUUCAAUCGCACUGCGACGUGGCUGGCAUCUAUCCCAAGUAUUUGCAAAUCACUUCUGGAAGAGAUGGCUCAGGGAGUACUUACCGGAGAUAACGAGGCGCAGCAAGUGGCACCGAAAGGUUCCACCGAUUAAAGAGGGUGACAUAGUGCUGAUCGUGGAUCCGGAGAGUCCAAGAAAUUGUUGGCCCAAGGGGCGCGUUAUUGGCACAGUAAAUAGAGAUGGGCAGGUACGCAAGGUGACGAUACGAACAGCUAAAGGUGUCUACGAGAGAGCAGCUGUAAACGUCGCGGUAAUUGACGUCAGUGGUUCCCAACGUGAAGCACCUAAGAAGGAGUUAGCAGACUCAGUGGUGGAGUCAGCGAACUGGGGGGGAGUGUCACCGAAACCCCUUGGUGUCGAUACCAGCGAAUAA
Malaya genurostris is the source of this 5952-nucleotide messenger RNA. RefSeq lists its product as uncharacterized. Gene Ontology annotation, molecular function: nucleic acid binding. The transcript has a single exon. Lineage: Eukaryota; Metazoa; Arthropoda; Insecta; Diptera; Culicidae. Bases 1 to 5952 code for a protein of 1983 amino acids. Gene Ontology annotation, biological process: DNA integration. The record is from RefSeq and is a predicted model, not a curated record.